ACUUUGUACUGCUUUUUUCUCUAGGUUACCCUGAAGAGACCUAUCCAAUUUAUGACCUUUCAGACUGCAUCAAGCGUAGGCAAGAAACAAUCCUGGUGGAUUACCCUGACCCAAAAGAGCCCUCUGCCGAGGAAAUAGCUGAAAGAAUGGGAGUGACAGAAGAAGGAGGAGGAUCAGGCCAUUUGGGGUGGGAAACGCCUACCGACCCCAGAGCUCAGGAAAAUAGUUCUGUUGCCUCAUGUGACCCAGAGGCAGAAACACGUUCCUGCUGUUUUCAUGAAGAAGAGGAUCCCGCUGUCUUGGCAGAGAAUGCUGGAUUUGGUGCAGACAGUUACCGUGAGCAAGAGGAGACCACCGGAGAAAUGUGGCCCCACGACUUGAGAGAUGAAGGGCCAGCCGUCGGUGCUGAUAAAGCAGAUCCAGGGGGCAUGCUGAGGAAGCGGGACCCCCACCGUUUAGAGUACAGACAGCCAGUUUGGUGAGGUGCCCAUUACUCUAGUCCCAAGGUGACCUUUCUCUCCUCUCUGAUUUCAUCCUUGGCCCUGUGCCCUGUAUUUCAUUCUCUGUGUUUAAAUAUCAUAGCCAAUCAGGCCACUGCCUUGGAUAUCAUGUGUCCUUCCUGGUGCUUACACACCUGUCACCUGUAAAACAUCACAGUAAUCAGUAUGAACACAAGACAGCUUCCCUCUUUCUCUUCCUGCCUUUCCUCCAUCAGAGAGUUGAUCCACUGAGUAAUAUUUCAUCUAUUGUAAUUACAGAUGGGACCACUCAGGGCAGAGGUCUGACUCUUCGUGUUAGGAGUAACAGAUGGUUUACCUGUGAACGAACAUCAGAUUAUACAUGAUGAGGACUUAAGGUUGUAAGAGUGAAGAUUUCAGAGUCCAAAAUACCUUAUUCUGUGGGCCUUGAGCAGGUUAGUAGUCCGCUGAGCUCAAGAAGAAAACCUCCUGUUAGUGGGGAUGGUGGGGCCAGAGCAGGGUAAGACUCUGCUGUCUGAACUGAAGCCCCUUUCUCACAGCAAGGCCCUUUUUAGGAGCACCCAGGCUGCCUCAGAUCUCCUCUUUUCUCCAGAGUAGAAGACUCCCACUGACCUGAGAAUGAACCUAGAGGCUUGUUGGGGGAUGGUUUUGCUCUAAUAUUGCCUGGAUCUCUAGCUUCCUUUAUCCCUGUUCUGCUUAACAGAACUGCCAAAUGCAUAAGUACCUUUGUGCCUCUGGUCUUCAGUGGCCGGAGGAAACUUGAGUUAGAGACUUUAGUCCUUGCCCUGCAGAGCCAAGGUUUGAGGCUUCAGGAAAGCCUGCCGAAGGGUGGUGGUCCUGCCAUGAGAUGCUCAGAGGCCAGGGAGCCGGUGAUGGGGAGAGAACCCAUGUGCUUAUAGGCAGUCCUUGCUUAGAUGCUGUUUCUGAAAGUUGUACCCUCUGGGAAAUUUGUUCUCACAACAAAUUCAGUUGAAACAGAAACGAGGAGGACUGAGCUUAUAGACCAAGUGCCAGCCCAGCAGCGAAGUUGCAGGGAUCCAAUGUAGCAGUGCCCGGGAAGAGACCGUUUGUUCCGUAUUUGGAUAUCUGAGUCUACUGAGAAAGCUGGGCAAAGUAGGAGGUAGGUUAGGACCGCGAGGAUUGUGACCAAACCAAAAGCCUAAUCUCUGAGCUGCCAUGUGUCAUGUGUCUCCUUGAGGUAAGAUGUAUUCUGUCUAGUAAGGAUGAGUGAAUUCAGUUUACAGGUAAGACCUAAGAGUUUAAAGAGGACACAUUCCUGAGGAUACUGCCAGUCAUGAAAUGCAGAAGACUUGAAAAUUAAGAAAUCAUGUAAAGGUAGACUUGGCUUUUAGAGUUCCAUUGUGCCUGGCAUGAGCAAGAGGCCAGGAAAACAGGUUAAUCACUAUUAAAUCACAUAAGCAUACACACUGCUGUCACAGGUACAGGAUCAUAUUAAAAUAAUGUAUCAGCUACUGCUGUGCAUUUCUUGUUAGUUAAUGACUACAGAGAAAAGUCACUGAAGACUGAGUCUGUAGAAAGCAUAUUGUCUCUAUCUGUGUGGAACAUUUGAUUCACUUGUAAAGAAUAGUUUAAAAUGUACUGAAAACAGUCUAGAUGUAAUGUAAUGCUGAAGGUAAAAAAUAAUGUAGGUGCUCUUUACUGUUUCGAUAAAUUAUUUUUCGUGUUGUUUCUCUUCAUUCACAAUGAGGGGUUGAUUUAUGAGAAGAGUUCUGGGACCCUGUUUCGAGUUUCGUUUUUGCCUUAGGAUAUGAUUCCCUUAUUAGAG
Molecule: messenger RNA, 2265 nt
Organism: Physeter macrocephalus (sperm whale)
Lineage: Eukaryota; Metazoa; Chordata; Mammalia; Artiodactyla; Physeteridae
Product: protein RIC-3-like
Exons: 1
Biological process (GO): protein localization to cell surface; synaptic transmission, cholinergic
Cellular component (GO): neuronal cell body; intracellular membrane-bounded organelle; neuron projection
Source: RefSeq, a predicted model, not a curated record